UGUUUACAUUUCAUGGGAAGCGGUAGAUACAAAAAGUCACUAGUAGCCAACACUGCUAUCCUAAUCAUACAACCAUCAGACUGUGAGCACGGUUAGUCGUGCUGUAAGGUCUGAUAUGGCCCGAACUAAUCAGGAAACUCCAGGAUCUGCCAGGACCAAGACACUAACUAAAGGGUCAAAUGGCUCCACUCCUCGUAGGACCAGAACUCCUGACUCAAGCAAUUUUGGAUAUCUUAGACAGAGACUUGAAAGAAGGAGUGUGACUAGAAAUCCUAUUCAAAAAUUGGGAGAAGAUGAUAGCUUCCAAGCAAAGACAAGUCCUACAUUGGAACGGUUGAGAAUGACACCAGGGAGAGUGUUUAAAGAUCGUCAGACCCUGAUAAUGAAGCAUGCUGAAGCCAAGGACAAAGUGGACUGUCUCAGUGUAGGAGGGGGUGUGGCCAUGUGGCCCGAGAUGGAACGAAUGAGGCUAUCCCGUGGAGAUACAGUUCAAAUCAUCCUUGUUGCAAUUACGCUAUUCAGCACUGUUAUCAUCUUGUUCAAUUAUCUUCAUGGUGCUGUGAUGUCCAACUUAUUAUUUUACUAUGGGAAGCUGAAGACACACCACACUUCCCAUCCUGUUACCAUGACAACACAGGAACAGUUCAACAUGAGCCUCAUCAGCUGGCAUAAAGACUUCACCGAGUUACUGAAUGAAAUCCACCAGCGAUUUGAUGUGAGCAGUGUACCCCUAACCUACCAUAUAUAUAUAUGCUGCUAUGCUGCAGGGCUCGGUACGCUGAUGUAUUAUCUCUAUGAUAGCAUGUUUGCCAAAAAUAAACUUUCACCCAAAAGGAUCAAGAAAUGGGUGUGUCUGUUGACCGUGAUUGGGACAUGGACAUUGGCCUUGGCUUGUCUGCUGGUUUGUGCCUACCUCGUGGAGACUACAAUUCAGAUCAAUGUCCACCUUGUUGGUGAAGUACUGGGGGAUGCCCUAACUACCAAUUUUGAUCUUACAAUGCUUGGACACAUGUUGGAUUAUUGGAAGAUGCGAUGUCUGCCCCCGACGACGGCAGGGAUGUUGACUAUCUUGGGGGUUGUGGCAGUAAAGGACGUUAUGUAUUAUCUACAGUACUACAGUUUACCUAUAAUUACUGUUCUGUUUACACCUGUAUUUAAACUUAUCGUGUCUCUUUACACCAUAUACAACAUCAAGACACACUGACACCUGUAUUUAAACUUAUCGUGUCUCUUUACACCGUAUACAACACACUGACACAUGUACAGUUACACCAUAACUCUCUAUCAGGUUUACCUGUAAUCAACACCUGUAGAUAUUCUAUUACUUACAUGAACAGUCUGUAUUUGACCUAAUAAGCAUAGUUCACCUUUUUUAGAAGAGGAUAUGUGUAUUUAUUACAACAUAUAAACCUUCCUUACCUCACUGAUCUGUUAAAAUAAUCUCCAGUCUUUUAACCAAAGUCUCUGAAUUGUUUUCUUCACAUGAAAAUGUAAAAUAUGUAAAUGAAAAAAAAAUCUGUUGUUUUCUUCCACACAGAUUUCACUGGUAAACUUUUCCUUUUACAAAGUUUAUUAAGUGCACCAAGUGUUUUUGUUUACUAAGCACUUUUUGUUUAAUAUUAGGUCGCCUGCAGUAAAUACUUGUGUUAAGUACAAUUUAUAGUUGUACAUGUAUAUACAUAAUUGUAAUACAAUUCAUUGGGAACUUAUUUGUUUGAGGGGGAAAAUCUUGAAACAAAAGCAAUUUUUAACCAGAGUUUUCAGUUAUCUGUCCCCGAUAGUGUCCCCGACUUUCUUAUCAGUUGUUACACGUUCAUAAUUUGAUUUAAAAUUCUGGUAAAUGAACCUGAAUCUCCGUAUAAACUCAGUUAAUUCAUUAGAUAAAUGUUUCUUAAUUUGCAAGAUCAUAUUUAAAAACAGUUACUGUGAUAUAUCAACUCUCUAGAGAUGUCCAGUAAAUCUUGGCUCUGCCUGGUACCUGUCUGGGACUGACUCAUAGUAGAUAAGGAAUAGUGUGGAAUAAUAAGGUUUUGAUUUAUUGUAUACACAAUUGAGACAAAGUCUAUAUUAAACCGUUAGUCCUAUAUCAUUAUUUUACUUUGUAAUAUAUUUCCGAGGCAUGGCGGUCAAUGGUAUGACGUAGGGCUGAGUGACCAAAUUAUAACAUAUUGUUGAGGUACGCUGUCACACUGGUCAAUGGUAGGACGUAGGGCUGAGUGACUAAAUUAUAGCAUAUUAUUGAGGUACGAUGUCACACUGGUCAAUAGUAGGACGUAGGGCUGAGAGACCAAAUUAUAGCAUAUUGUUGAGGUACGCUGCCACACUGGUCAAUAGUAGGACGUAGGGCUGAGUGACCAAAUUAUAGCAUAUUGUUGAGGUACGCUGUCGCACUGGUCAAUGGUAGGAUGUAGGGCUGAGUGACUAAAUUAUAGCAUAUUAUUGAGGUACGAUGUCACACUGGUCAAUAGUAGGACGUAGGGCUGAGAGACCAAAUUAUAGCAUAUUGUUGAGGUACGCUGCCACACUGGUCAAUAGUAGGACGUAGGGCUGAGUGACCAAAUUAUAGCAUAUUGUUGAGGUACGCUGUCGCACUGGUCAAUGGUAGGAUGUAGGGCUGAGUGACCAAAUUAUAGCAUAUUGUUGAGGUACGAUGCCACACUGGUCAAUAGUAGGACGUAGGGCUGAGUGACCAAAUUAUAGCAUAUUGUUGAGGUACGAUGUCACACUGGUCAAUGGUAGGAGCUAAGCAGAGCAAAGUGACCAAAGAGUGUAUCAUCAGUUCCAGUCCCAGGGGCUCUGUGUUGUAUCAUCAAACAGGCUUUACUCUGUCCAGUUCCAGUUGACUUCAUUGUAAAUGAGUACAUGACAGGGCAGUGCAAGAAAUGUGUAAGCUGUUAGCACCGAUUUGCUCUCCAGGAAGUUGAGAAAGAAAUUGAUGUAGUUACUUAAGGCCCAAGAACCAUCAAUAACAAUUUGUGAAUUGCUUUGAGACGGCUCUAUUGCAGCGGUUCAGAUUUAUUAUUAUCAAUAAUUAUAUAUAUAUACAAUGUAGUUGAACUUAAUGUUAUAUAAAAUAUUUUGUUGGACAAUGGUCGCUGCUUUGUGUCAUAAACUAUAUCAAAUCUUUGCAGGAGAAUCAAAGACAUAUUACAUUCCUACAAUAUUCAAACAUUCAUUGUCUUAAUAUAGAUCAUCACAUAGAUACCAUACCUGUACAGGUCCUUACACAGGCACUUGAAUAUAAAAUGCUAAAUUUCAAAAUUUUAGAUAUGGCAGGGGUCUGGGUACUGUGGAAAGUAGUACCGAGACCCCUACCAUACCUAAAACUUUGAAAAGUAAUUUUAAUAUGUAAGUGACUGUGGUCCUAUAUUGUUAUAAUCUGUAUAGACACAAAAAUCAGUGUAAUGUAUGUAUGUAUUGUGAAUAUAAAAUAUUUAUUUUUAA
Pecten maximus is the source of this 3444-nucleotide messenger RNA. RefSeq lists its product as uncharacterized. NCBI's taxonomy places the organism in Eukaryota, Metazoa, Mollusca, Bivalvia, Pectinida, Pectinidae. Bases 116 to 1204 code for a protein of 362 amino acids. The record is from RefSeq and is a predicted model, not a curated record. The transcript has 8 exons.